AUGAGCCCCGGCUUCGGUGGAUUCCCUGGCGGAAGCCCGAGUGCGACUCCCUCGGGAUAUCCCGCUGAGAAGACGGGUCAUCCAGGCAUGAGCCACCAAUCGCAGAUGAGCCAGCAGAGCAUACCCCAGCAACCGCAGUACGUAGGCGCGGGAGCACACACAGCGCCCGCAAGUGCCUCAGCAGACGACGUGGGAACUUUCAAUGGAGGAAGUUACCGCGUGAGCCACAGGGACACGAACUCCAUUCUCACAGUGCAGUUAGCCAUCGGAUGUCCUUUUACUGCUAAACCUGGCGCAAUGAUAGCAAUGUCCCACACCAUGACGCUAAAAGGCAACCUGAAGUUCUCCCUAAAGAAAGCCCUCAUGGGCGGCGACAUGUCCAAAUCCACAUACACGGGUCCCGGUGAACUUCUUCUUGCCCCUCCUUCUAUCGGCGACAUCACAAUCAUCAAGCUCGGUGGAAAAGAGACAUGGUCGGUGGGCCGCGACGCGUUCCUGGCUUGUACACAGGGCAUCGUGACGGAGUAUAAGAGUCAGGGAAUCGGCAAAGCCAUGUUCAGCGGUGAGGGACUGUUCGUGUACAAGAUUAGUGGGACGGGUGUACUUUGGGUGACGAGUUUUGGCGCGAUUAUUAGGAAGGAUCUCGCUGCUAAUGAGAAAUACAUCAUCGAUAACGGCCAUCUCGUUGCAUGGAACUGCAAAUACGUCCUCGAACGUGUUGCCAGCGGGGGUAUCAUCAGUAAUAUGACGGCGGGUGAGGGCCUUGUAUGCAAAUUCACGGGACCGGGCACUGUGUUCAUGCAGACGAGGAAUGCAGCGGCGUUUGGGCAGUGGUUGGCCGCGAAUGCUGCUGCGCCGUAG
This is a messenger RNA of Alternaria hordeiaustralica, 861 nucleotides long. RefSeq lists its product as uncharacterized. The coding region runs from base 1 to 861 and encodes 286 amino acids. Lineage: Eukaryota; Fungi; Ascomycota; Dothideomycetes; Pleosporales; Pleosporaceae. The transcript is spliced from 3 exons. The record is from RefSeq and is a predicted model, not a curated record.